CCUUGGCCCGCGUAAGCGCCCGGGUCGCAGCCGCUUCUGUAUCACGCGGUAGAACGAUAGGGAACCAGUUCUCUCGAUGCGUAAGAGGGGUUUCGGUCCUAUAAAAAUGUGCUGCGAAACGGUCUUCGGUAUCCAGUCGAGUAGCACUCGUAAGCCAACCCGUACGAAUCUUGCUCGUCAGCGACUUCUCACGCACAUCAUCAUGUUCAAGCUCGCCGCUCUUCUCGCCCUCGUCGCCUGCGCCGUCGCUGCGCCCGCACCAGGCCUGUUGGCGUCCGCGCCCGUCGCUUACUCGGCGCAUCCAGCAUCCCUUGUGCACGCAGCCCCGGUCGCGACCUACGCCGCACACGCCGCACCGAUCGCAGCCCCGAUCGCCUACGCCGCGCACGCCGCCCCGAUCGCCUACGCCGCGCACGCCGCCCCGAUCGCCUACGCCGCGCACACCGCGCACGUCGCCUACGCCGCACCUGCUGUCAGUUACAUCCACUGA
Linepithema humile (Argentine ant) is the source of this 490-nucleotide messenger RNA. Lineage: Eukaryota; Metazoa; Arthropoda; Insecta; Hymenoptera; Formicidae. The record is from RefSeq and is a predicted model, not a curated record.